Messenger RNA from Oncorhynchus kisutch (coho salmon), 3563 nucleotides. RefSeq names its product neuronal acetylcholine receptor subunit beta-2. The record is from RefSeq and is a predicted model, not a curated record. Gene Ontology annotation, cellular component: postsynaptic membrane. Gene Ontology annotation, molecular function: transmembrane signaling receptor activity; acetylcholine-gated monoatomic cation-selective channel activity. The transcript has 5 exons. The coding region runs from base 539 to 2062 and encodes 507 amino acids. NCBI's taxonomy places the organism in Eukaryota, Metazoa, Chordata, Actinopteri, Salmoniformes, Salmonidae. Gene Ontology annotation, biological process: monoatomic ion transmembrane transport.
GCGCACCAGACUGGCAUGCGCAAAGUGAGGACGACCGCUUUAAUAUUUUAUCUACAGUUGGCAAUGGCUGGACAGUCUACCAUCAACGGGAUUACCUUAUCUCCCGUAACUCGCCAUCCAUCAUUAUAGCCACAAAAAUUUUGGAAAAAUAACAUUUUAAUACUCAAGUGUAAUUAUGGACUCCGUUUCUGCACCCCACGUUUGCCGUGCUCUUGCAGUUCCAUGACUGGCGGGGAUUGGACACGUAGCCCCACUCAGACGCGCUGUGACAGAAACAAGUCUCCUCAUCUGGGAAGACUCAACAACCCUCGCCUAGUAACGAGAUUUGAAGCCUCCCCCUUUAUCAAACUAACGGGAUCGUCGGAUACCAAUGACUUAAAAUGACACCUUAAGUUACCCUCUUCUUACGCGCUGGUGUGUGCUGUCUCUGGUAUUAUUUUUCCUUUUCACAGUGGGAGCGAAAGAGCGGGGAAACAGGAAACUCGUCCAUCUCCAAGUUUUUCGGAUCUCAGGGGCGCAGUGGAGGGAGCGAGCGGCGAUGGCAGCCCGGAUGACAGCAGCGUUCGCUCUCCUGGUUCUCACGGUGGCAACUGCCUUGGGUGCGGAGAUAGAGGAGCGACUGGUGACCUACCUGCUGUCUCCAGAGCGCUACAACAAACUGAUUAGACCUGCUGUCAACAAGAGCCAACAGGUCACCAUCCAUAUACAGGUGUCCCUGGCCCAGCUCAUUAGUGUGAAUGAGAGAGAACAGAUCAUGACCACCAACUGCUGGCUGACUCAGGUAUGGAAUGACUACAGGUUGAUGUGGGACCCAGAGGAGUAUGAGGGCAUUAAGAAGGUCCGCCUCCCGUCUCAACACAUCUGGCUGCCUGACAUCGUCCUCUACAACAAUGCGGAUGGGAACUAUGAGGUCUCAUUCUACUCCAACACGGUGGUCUCCAACAAUGGAGAGGUGAACUGGCUGCCCCCCGCCAUCUACAAGUCGGCCUGCAAGAUCGAGGUCCGCGACUUCCCCUUCGACCAGCAGAACUGCACACUCAAGUUCCGAUCCUGGACCUACGACCACACGGAGAUCGACCUGAUCCUGCUCAGCGACUUCGCCAGCCGUGACGACUUCAAGCCCAGCGGCGAGUGGGACAUCGUGUCUCUGCCAGGACGGAAGAACGAAGACCCCUCUGACAUCACCUACCUGGACAUCACCUAUGACUUCAUCAUCAAGCGCAAGCCACUGUUCUACACCAUCAACCUCAUCAUUCCCUGUGUCCUCAUCACCUCUCUGGCCAUCCUGGUGUUCUACCUGCCCUCUGACUGUGGAGAGAAGAUGACUCUCUGUAUAUCAGUCCUCCUGGCCCUGACUGUGUUCCUGCUGCUGAUCUCCAAGAUCGUCCCACCUACGUCUCUAGCUGUCCCUCUCAUAGGGAAGUAUCUGAUGUUUGCCAUGGUGCUGGUCACCUUCUCCAUCGUCACCAGUGUCUGUGUGCUCAACGUGCACCAUCGCACGCCCUCCACACACACCAUGCCCCCCUGGGUCAAACGUCUCUUCCUGCACCGCCUCCCCUCCUUCCUGUUCAUGCGUCGGCCGGCCAGCUCCAACAUCCGUGAGAGGUUCCGCCAGAAGCACCAGCGGCCCUCCUACUCCGACCUGAAGCUGAGAGACGGGGCAGUGGCAGUGGCCCCGGCCGCGGGGGGAAUGGGGGUGGCAGAGGAGUCUGGAAUAGGCAGGGCCGACUCCUUCUAUGUGAAUGAGGAGUCGGCCAAGCGGUACGGCUGGAAGAUCAGCGACCUGUCGGAGAACACAGAGUUCAGAAAGAGGAUGACAGUGAAGUGUCACGCAGACGUUGAGGAGGCUGUGGACGGGGUGCGCUAUGUCGCCGAGAAGAUGAAGAGUGAGGACAACGAUGAGGGGGUCAUCGAGGACUGGAAGUAUGUUGCCAUGGUGAUUGACCGGCUCUUCCUGUGGAUAUUUGUGUUUGUGUGCAUUACUGGGACUUUGGGGCUGUUCAUGCAGCCCCUCUUCCAGAGCUACAACACACCCACGGCAGACGACCUGGAGCAGAACUGACCUAUGACCCGAAACCUGACCCUGACGCACCCCAACACCCCCAUGAGGAACAACCGCCGCGAGUAAAACAGCUACUUACCAACACCUUGAAACAGAACUGUGUUAUUUUGACACACUCACAUACUGUACGCACACAGCACACCGGCUGCCACCACACCAAGCAAUGCCCCUCAACCUCCCCUCUUAACAUCUUGUAUGGAACAGAGCAACCCCACCAACCAAUGCCCCUCAACCUCCCCUCUUAACAUCUUGUAUGGAACAGAGCAACCCCACCAACCAAUGCCCCUCAACCUCCCCUCUUAACAUCUUGUGUGGAACAGAGCAACCCCACCAACCAAUGCCCCUCAACCUCCCCUCUUAACAUCUUGUGUGGAACAGAGCAACCCCACCAACCAAUGCCCCUCAACCUCCCCUCUUAACAUCUUGUAUGGAACAGAGCAACCCCACCAACCCUAGAAAAUGGGUCUGUUGUUUUUCAUUUUAUUUCUGCAUUUAGUUUGAAAAGGGGAACCAAUCUUUUCUGCAAAGUUCCAGAAUAAUUUGCUGAGCCCAAAGAUCCACACACACACACGACGAGCCCGACCCUGGCCAGAAGACGAGGACAGAGCCUCCAGUCUCUGCUACAGAGAAGGACAGCUCCUCCGUGUGUCCUCGUCCAGUGAAGCACAGACACACAGACAUAACUCUUGCCUUCAGACGAAGAGGGAGAGACGCAUUUCUUUAGACAGGAAUGCCAGCAGGCUUGUUAUUUUGCUGUGAAACGGGAAGCCUUGACUGUCUCCCCUCACGCUACAGUGUGUUGACUGAGUACUACUGUACAGUAUUCGGGACUGCUUCUGGCCCCAGGUGGUCAGUCACCUGAUGGUCUUUCAAUGCGUUAACAUGAGCUUUUUUAGCCUACCGGGUUAUGUGUGUAAUUUUACGUUCAAAAUGGUUGUUCUUAUGUGUUCAAAGAGGGUGGGACCAACGGGAAGCUAGCUGUUGAGUAAAUACAAAAUGACCAUCAAACUAUUGUCACUCACCUUUGCUUCUCUUAAAGGUACAGUACGCCGGUGUAAGAAGUGUUCAUUCUCCAGGUAACCAGCAGCUGUACACAAACUCCAUAAGCAAACCGGUCAAACUGAACAGCGUUUGGCUCUGCACUAGCAAUCUUCCAGGCGGUAUAAACACUGCUCAGUAUUUUUUCAGAAAUUUUUAACCUAAGUCUGUGUUCAACUUAUUUAUUGUGACUGUCAUAUAUGCACUCUGUCACUGCUAUAAAUGCUAGCCAAGGGAAGGCAUACUGUACACAUUUCAAGUGAAGAGUUUUGUUCUCAUCUCAUGUAUUUCUUUUUAUCAAUGUAAAGAAGGGGACAUGUGUUUUUCUUCCGCUGGCCAGUUAUGUGACCUGUUUUGGUUUUGUCGUCCUGGACUGAUGUAUUCUGGGUAGCGCUCAGAAUUACAGGAAGUAACCAUGCUGAUGUCAUGUCAAGGAAGUCAAUAAAAAGAAACAACAACGGGA